Messenger RNA from Funneliformis caledonium, 3288 nucleotides. NCBI's taxonomy places the organism in Eukaryota, Fungi, Glomeromycota, Glomeromycetes, Glomerales, Glomeraceae. The record is from the annotation of a GenBank genome assembly.
AUGUCCACGAACACUUAUCAUAUGCCUCAACAACUUCCUCAAGUAGAACAAGUUGAACAAGUAAAUCAAUACGCUCAUACUCCACAACAAACAAAUCAACAGCAACUUUAUCAACAAUUACAACGACAAUACAUACAGCAACAGUUUGUUCAACAACCAGUUGCUCAACAAUUAACAUCCUCGGAACAAUUAACUUCAACACGUCAAUUGUCGCAGCCCGUAGUACCGACGCAAGCUCUCCCGCAAGCUCCUAAUGUAUAUCACCAGCAACAAUCGUCUCAUUUUCCUCGACAACAAUCUCAAGAACCUCAAUUAUUGCCUCAUCAAUUAUUGUGGUAUCUGGCGGAACAUUAUUUAAUAAAAGCAUCUGCAUUAUCCACUUCAUCUCUAGUUAAUUUUCCAGCAUUAUCCCCACAACACCAACAACAUAUUUUGGUAGCGAUCAAAUGUUUGGAAUCGGUUCUUACAAGUAUGAUGACUGGGAAUAAUUAUAUGGCAUUACUUGAUAAUGUUACAGAACUCAAGUUCAAAAUGAUUGACCUUCAAUGUAACAUUUUCAAAAGCACAAAUAACCUUAAAGUAGCGAGAAAUCUAAUGAAAUCAAGUGCACUUGAAUCAAUGGAGAGUAAUAUGCCAAAUUGGACAUAUCACUUUUUGUUAAAACGCUCAGAAUUUUAUUAUGCUGAGGGUGAUUUUAAUGGAUGUUUAUCGGUAUUAAAACAAGCGGAGACAAUGGCAGAUCAGAGAGGGGACGUUGAAAUGAAGGCAUGCCUUCUAAUUACAAUCGCUCAAUAUGCGUUUUCAAGCCAAAAUUAUCCAAUAGCGCAACACGCUCUCGCUGAACUAUCAACGGUUUAUUUUCCACCGCCUUCCAAUAUGGCCACUGACAAGUUAACAGAAGUGCAUCAUAUUCUAGAUCAAAAACGGGAUGAGGAGACGGUAGAUGAGUUGAAAGGGUAUACCACGAUACAUAUAUCUGCCGCUCCAACAACUUCAAUGACAACAUAUACGAAUGCUGCAUCAUCAGCAUCAAGUUUGCCAGUCACGAUUCGUUGGUUAUCAAAAGCAGAGAUUUAUACCCUUACAUUUUUAAUAUCGGGGAUAUGUAAUCGUGGAGAUAAUGCAACAACAAAAUCUGCUUUAUUCUUGACAGAAGGAUUGAAGAUUGUUGAGAGGGAGAUAUAUUCGAAUGAUGAUAAUCAAUUGCCGGUUCAUGAUGUCAUCAAAUCUAAAAAAUUUUACGUUAUGCUAAAGGCAUACAUGCUUCAACACCUAGUUGACUCUUAUUUGCUGAGGUCAGAAUAUAAUGAUGCCGAGAAAACUAUUGCGCAAUUGAUGAAUUGGUUGACCUCGUAUAAUUUAUGGGCGCAAUUCCAAGUACCAGUAGCACUUGCACUAGGAAUGAUAAACCAAUGCGUUGGUAAAGCCUAUGAAGCAAUGGAAUAUUAUAAAGAAGUAGAAAAGACCACCGAAAAUAGAGAAAUUAGAAUACUAACCAAAGUUAACCGUGCUUUAAUAUUAUUUGGUAGUUCCGGUAAUAACCAACAACAGCAAGAUAUUGGAAUAAUAAUAGAGGAAAUAAAACAAGAAAUGAUGUAUCAAACACAUCACAUAGAUAAUUUAAGAGCCAUGGUACACUUUUUGGAGGCAUUAUCGUGUGGUGAUUAUACACGAACAAAAGAACAUUUGGCAGAAACUUUAAAAUUGUCAUCAACAUCAUCCAAUAAUCAGCUUAAAGCUUUAACGCUUUCGGUUCUUGGUGCGAUUUUCUAUUCUACACAGAAUGAACAAGCGGAAAAGAUGUUAACCGCCGCAUAUUUGUUAUCCAAGAAUGCAAAUAAUGAUUUAGGAUGCUCUGUUUCUGGUCGUCUUUUAAAAGAUAUUUAUGAAUUUCGAUGUAACCAACAAAAUUAUUCGAAACAAUCGGCAUUUAAUGAACAACAUGAGCUAAUAGUAAGUAAAUCACUCACAGAUUGGAAUGAAAAAGGUAGAGUAGUACUGGAUUUGAUGGAUGGUGAUGGAGAUGAUGUUUCAAAUUCUACCUCCACACUACAUCUCCAUAAUGCUAGUGAAAGUAGUAUAAAUUCUUCAGGUACAAACAUGAUACAUAGCGUUCCUGGAGGAGGUGGAUAUGAUAUCAACAACAAGGAGAAUGAUAAAGAGAAUAAUAACAACAGUAGCAGUUUAAGUUUGAAUAAACUCAAUUUUGAUAAUAGUGAGAAUAACCUAACAUUUACGGAAUUUAAUUCAGAAAUAUUAUUAAUAAUAUUAGAAUAUUUAUAUAUGGGGAACAUAACGAUGGAAUCAUUAACAUUAACAAAUGUGGUAGAAGCGUAUUUAGGAGCGGAAUAUUUUUUAUUACCAGGAUUGGAAGAAAUCAUCAUAACAUUUCUAGAUAACGCAUUAAAAUGUAGCGCGGAUAAUAAUCUAUCGGCGAAGAUCUUAACCCAUGCAUCGGAAUUUAUGUUACCAUCAUCUGAUGAUACGCUCUUUCGCACAUUACAUAAUUGUCUAGUGAUAACCCCGUUAGAAUCCAUUGAUUAUGAUAAUUUGACGACCGAAGGUUUAACAUUUAUUUUAUCACCUCUUAAUAUUAAUACGAGCUAUGAAGAAUUCGUUACAUCGGAAUAUGGAAUAUUUCGUUAUAUAACAUUAUGGUCUGCGUAUCAUUGUGAUGAGAAUAAUGAUUCGAUUUUGUCAUACUUUGAACCAUUAUUACCGUCAUCAGAUCACGCCGAACAUUUGGACGCGGGGGAAUUAGAACAAUUAAGAAAAUUACACGAAAAGAAUUCAAAAAAAUCGAAAUCAAAGGAAAUUAAAUCAUCAAUCACGACAACAUUAAAUGCAUUAUUACCUAGCGUGGAUUUUAAACUGAUUCACCCUUCAAUAUUAGCCAACAUAAUUGAACCCUUGGAUAUCGUGCCGAAUGAUAUGUUGAUUGACGCUUUUAGGUAUCAAGCGCAAUUACCCGCAGGUUCAGGUCCAAAGCGUAAUCGUGGUACUAUAACGGCCAAACCGGAAAAUUUGAGAUUACAAUGGAGUCAACAAGCUUGUGGUAAACAAUGUAUGCUAUUGGAAAAUGACAUUUUAUUAAAAUCAUCCUCAAAAAAAUAUGAAUGGGCCAGAACCACUUUACCCAUUCGUGCAAUUAGCCUGGAUAGUCUGAAUAGUCUAAAUACCCCUAAUAAUACCCCAAAUCUUACCCCCAAUAAUCAAAAUACUCCAAACACUUCAAAUACUCCAAUUAUUUCUACCUCCGAUUCAACGUCACAAAUUUCUGCCGAAUAA